Molecule: messenger RNA, 477 nt
Organism: Talaromyces marneffei
Lineage: Eukaryota; Fungi; Ascomycota; Eurotiomycetes; Eurotiales; Trichocomaceae
Exons: 2
Coding region: 1-477 (158 amino acids)
Biological process (GO): positive regulation of transcription initiation by RNA polymerase II
Molecular function (GO): DNA binding; transcription coactivator activity
Source: RefSeq, a predicted model, not a curated record
AUGUCCUUCAAAUCCAAAAAGCGUUCUAGCGAAUACCAAUCCGACGACGGCUUCGUCGUCGACGAUAACAACAGUCGCGGCGCAAAGAAAGCAAAAACCAAGGGAUCGUUAUUAGACGCAUCAUCAUCAACUCAAAAGACAGACUCAAAUGGCGACGUAUACUGGGAUCUUUCGAGUCAGCGCAGAGUCACCAUUUCCGAAUUCAGAGGGAAGAGUUUGGUCAGUAUUAGAGAGUAUUAUGAGAAGGAUGGGCAGUCACUUCCUGGGAAGAAGGGCAUAUCGCUCCCAAUUGACCAAUUUAAUGCGCUCAUCAGUCUUCUUCCCGAUAUCGAGCAGGUGCUCUCUGCAAAGGGUAUUUCGGUGCCUCGACCCGCAUAUAAUAGAGUGUCAGAGGAUAAAGAUGAGGAUGAAGAAGAACCUGAAAGCGGAAAGAAGAAUAUCGACACUACAAGUGAUGAAGAUGAAAAUGAUGAGUGA